This is a messenger RNA of Kluyveromyces marxianus DMKU3-1042, 1440 nucleotides long. RefSeq names its product Ran guanyl-nucleotide exchange factor (gene SRM1). The record is from RefSeq and is a predicted model, not a curated record. Gene Ontology annotation, cellular component: cytoplasm. Bases 1 to 1440 code for a protein of 479 amino acids. The transcript has a single exon. Gene Ontology annotation, molecular function: guanyl-nucleotide exchange factor activity. NCBI's taxonomy places the organism in Eukaryota, Fungi, Ascomycota, Saccharomycetes, Saccharomycetales, Saccharomycetaceae.
AUGUCAAAAAGAUCAGCUAGUGUUGGCAAUACGCCUGUUAAAAGAAAGCAUUUGCAUUCCACUUUGAAUCAUAAGUUUGUGAGUAUCAAUUCACAAGAUGAUUACAAGCAUUUCUACAAAUCCGUGGUUCCAUUAGAUAUAUUUGUAUGGGGUACUGGUUCUAUGUGUGAAUUGGGUCUUGGUCCUCUAGCUAAAAACAAGGAAGUGAAAAGACCUAGAUUGAACCCAUUGCUACCAAAAGAUGAAGCAAAGAUCGUGUCAUUCGCAGCUGGAGGUAUGCAUACUUUAGCUUUGGACUCAGACAACAACAUCUGGUCCUGGGGUACCAAUGACUCUGCUGCUUUGGGUAGGGACACUAGUGGUGCUGCUGAAAACUUGAAGGAUAUGGAUGCAGAUGCUAGUGACGAUGAAGAUGGUGAUCUAAACGAGUUGGAAUCUACUCCAACCAAAAUUCCAAGGGAAUCAUUGCCCCUGGAUGAACUAAAAUGUGUUCAGAUAGCAGCUACAGAUAACAUGUCUGCUGCGCUCUUUGAAAACGGUGAUGUUUAUGCAUGGGGUACCUUCCGUUGCAACGAGGGUAUCUUGGGGUUCUACAAAGACCAAAUCAAAAUCCAAAAAGAGCCAUGGAAGGUUCCAAACUUCUCCAAAAAGGCUAAGAUCGUCCAAUUGGCUGCUGGUAAGGACCACAUUUUGUUCUUAGAUGAAACUGGUAUUGUUUACGCCUGGGGUAAUGGUCAGCAACAGCAAUUGGGUAGGAAAAUUUUAGAGCGCUCUCGUUUGAGAACUUUAGAUCCAAGACCAUUCGGUUUGGAUAACAUCAAAUACAUUGCAUCUGGUGAAAAUCACUCUUUUGCCCUUGCUACUGACGGGAAACUAUAUGCAUGGGGUUUGAACCAAUUUGGUCAGUGUGGUAUCUCUACUGAAAUUGAGGAUGGUUCUUUAGUAAGCGUUCCAACCGAAGUUAUUCUACCAGAAGACGUUCAAGUCGACUCAGUUGCAGCCGGUGAACAUCACACUUUGAUCCUAUCAAAAUCUGGUGAUUUGUAUUCUUGUGGUAGACUAGAUAUGUUCGAAGUUGGUAUCUCAAAGGAUAAACUACCUGAAUAUACUUACAAGGAUGCCCAUGGAAAGGCCCGUUCCAUUCCUUUGCCAACGAAGUUAGAAGAUGUGCCAAAGUUCAAAGCCAUUGCAGCUGGCUCUCACCAUUCUUUGGCUAUUGCUAAGAAUGGUAUUGUAUACUCAUGGGGUUUCGGAGAAACCUAUGCUGUUGGGCUUGGUCCAGCCGGUGAAGAUAUCGAAACACCAACUAGAAUAAAAAAUACUGCAACCCAAGAUCACAGCAUUGUUUUUGUUGGUUGUGGUGGUCAAUUCUCCAUCUCUGGGGGUAUUAAAUUAUCUGAUGAAGAAGCUGAAAAGAGAGCUGAUGAGAUGGAUGAUUAA